UUCCGCCCGCCCGUCAAGAUGGCGGCCAUGGAGGAGGAAGAAGAGGCGCUGCUGGAGGGAGAGUCGCCCGCCGAGGCUUCUCAGGGCCCCGAAGGGAAGCCCAUGCCGGCGGUGUGCGACCCCAGCCGCCUGGCCCACCGCCUCCUGGUCCUUUCCCUGAUGUGCUUCUUGGGCUUCGGCAGCUAUUUUUGCUAUGACAACCCAGCAGCUCUUCAGACUCAAGUUCAAAGGGACAUGAAAGUGAACACUGCUCAGUUCAUGGCACUGUAUGCGUGGUAUUCCUGGCCUAACGUGAUUCUCUGUUUCUUUGGAGGCUUUCUCAUUGACAGAGUAUUUGGAAUAAGGUGGGGCACAAUAAUAUUCAGCUGCUUUGUCUGUAUUGGACAGGUGAUUUUUGCUAUGGGAGCAAUAAGUAAUACUUUUUGGCUGAUGGAAGCUGGCAGGUUUGUGUUUGGGAUUGGUGGGGAAUCCUUAGCAGUAGCUCAAAAUACCUAUGCUGUGAGUUGGUUUAAAGGAAAAGAAUUAAACCUUGUGUUUGGACUUCAGCUCAGCAUGGCUAGAAUCGGGAGCACUGUGAACAUGAAUAUUAUGGGAUGGGUAUACUCGAAAGUUCAAGAUCUUCUGGGUUCUACAGGUCACACUACUCUUGGGGUAGUGCUUUUUAUUGGUGGUGUGACAUGUAUUUUUUCAUUAAUCUGUGCUCUCAUUCUUGCUUAUCUGGACAAAAGAGCUGAGAAAAUUCUAUGUAAAGAGCAAGGAAAGACUGGUGAAGUGAUUAAAUUAACUGAUGUGAAAGACUUCUCAUUGUCCUUAUGGCUCAUAUUUAUUGUCUGUGUUUGUUAUUAUGUGGCCGUCUUCCCGUUCAUUGGACUUGGAAAAGUUUUCUUCAUUGAGAAGUUCAAGUUUUCCUCUCAAGAAGCAAGUGCAAUCAACAGUAUAGUGUAUGUCAUAUCAGCACCCAUGUCCCCUGUCUUCGGAUUCCUAGUUGACAGGGUUGGAAAGAAUAUUACCUGGGUUAUAUGUGCCGUGGUGACUACAUUGGUGUCUCACAUCAUGUUGGCCUUUACUUUCUGGAACCCUUGGGUGGCCAUGUGUUUGCUGGGAGUAGCUUAUUCCUUGCUUGCCUGUGCCUUAUGGCCUAUGGUUGCUUUUGUUGUCCCCGAACAUCAACUGGGAACAGCUUAUGGCUUCAUGCAGUCAAUCCAGAACUUGGGUCUAGCCAUCAUUUCCAUUGCAGCUGGUCUGAUACUAGAUUCCCGAGGAUACCUCUUCCUAGAAAUAUUCUUCAGUGCUUGUGUGUGUUUGUCACUCAUUGCUGUGGUCAUGCUGUACUUUGUGAAUUACCUUAGAGGAGGUGACCUUAACUUAUCUGCAAAGAAAAGGGAAAAGUUGCAGAAACUAGCUGUGGAUGAAGCAAAGAGACGGGAACAAAUCAGACGUCAGAAUGAAGAUGACUUAGCCAGAUUGCAGCCAAAGAAUGACUUUAGUUUGAGGAAUAGGUAUCUCUCCAGAUUAGGUGCUCAGCUGCCUGACAACUAUGCUUGUCACUUACCUGCACUGGCUCACAGAAGUGUGUUGAAAUAGCAGAGUGGUGUCAAGACAUGGGGAUGCAAUACAUGAACCUUGUGCGCCACACACGACCACAGUCUUCCAUACAUCUGCAUAGAUAAUGAAAAUCCCAACAAUAUGUUCUACAAACAAACCAAUAGCUGAUAUUGUGAAACUGCUGCCCUGUACCUUGUGCCAAAGCUGAUAGGGUAGGAAUGCUUUUUAAAAGUUGUCAGUUGUGUGCUGCUACUGAUAGAUUUCUGGUUUUGCUCAGGUUCUUUAUCUGUUCAUAAUAUAGGCCUGUUGAGCAGCUUGACUUUGAGAAAGAGUUAGAUAGAACACCGUAAUUCAGCCCUUUAAAACUGCCUCUUGUUACAAACUCAAUAAUUAUAUUCUUUCUAUGGUGGACAUCUUUGUUCAUGCCUUAGAUUUCUUUCUAAUGAAGGGAAGCAAUGAAUUUAAUUCACUAGACUAAUGAUUUCUGUGAAAUUUUUGUGUUGCUUUUAUCAGAAAUGAAUGAAACUUUUAAAGCAUACUGUUACUUAAAAGUAGCUGUUUUCAAAAUGGAGUUAAUAUCAAGUAUUUCCAUUGUUUAUAGUAAUGAAAAGCAGAAGAUUGAGAUUUCCUAUGGAAAUAGCUCAGUAUGUAUCUUUACUGUCAAGGCAAUUGCAUUGAUUUUGUAGAAAAAUGAUAGAAAUCAUCCACUGCAGUUCAUUGAAAUGAUAAUAUUUUUUUAAAAAAAGGAUUGAUUUUACUACCAUAAGUGAAAGAGUGUUAAAAUGCAGAGAAAAAAAAACAGACUUCAGAGCUGACCUUGGUUUUGGAACUCACCACGAAGAUGUUAUCACAGUUGCCUUGCUGUUGGAUUCAAACUCACCUUUCCAUAAAUGGUGUGGAAGGGAAAGCCAACCGACAGAAAAGUCACUAAAUGGAAAUCAAAGGAGAUUUUCACUGAUAUCCGUCUAGAGCAGUGGUUCUCAACCUGGGGUCCCCAGAUGUUUUUGGCUUUCAACUCUCAGAAAUCCUAACAGCUGGUGAACUGGCUGGGUUUUCCGGGAGUUGUACGCCAGCUUGAGAACCACUGCUCUAGACUAAGUAUGGACAAACUUCAGUUCUCCAGGUGUUUUGGACUUCAACUCCCACAACUCCCUAUUGGUUGUUGGGAAUUGUGGGAGUUGAAGUCCAAAACACCUGGAGGUCCGAAGUGUGCGCAUGCCUCCUCUAGAGUAUCUACAUUCUGUCCUCUAAUUCUCUGCAACAGUUCUUCAGAAAGCACAGGAUCGGCUGAUUGAGGAAGAGGAACAGGCAUAAACUGGGAAACCCAAUUCCAGGCUAUAAUAGUACACUUUCAGUAUUGUAAUCUGUAUUCUAAUUAACCCUGAUUCUUCUGGUAAUUCUGUCAUUGUUAUUUUUAAUUUUGAUUGUACUUUGAGCCAACAAUAUGGUACAACUUCACUACUAAAAAUUUCUUACAUUUUUAUUAUCUGAAGUUGAAACUAAGCAAUGUCCUGAUCUUGUGAUUUUUAAAGGCUCCUAAUACAGAAGUUCUCUUGACUCAUAUAACAAAACGCUUUCAGGACUGUAAUUGCUGAAAAGUUGAUCUAGAAAGGCAAUUGAGUACAUUUUUGUUACUUGUAGCAAUUUCAUAAGAUACAAUUAUAUUUUAGGGGAGGAGGAUGCCUACAAUUUAUGUUUUUAUUCUUUCUAAAUAAAGUCAAUACGUUCAGUA
Anolis sagrei ordinatus is the source of this 3277-nucleotide messenger RNA. RefSeq names its product major facilitator superfamily domain containing 1 (gene MFSD1). Gene Ontology annotation, molecular function: transmembrane transporter activity. The record is from RefSeq and is a predicted model, not a curated record. Gene Ontology annotation, cellular component: lysosome. NCBI's taxonomy places the organism in Eukaryota, Metazoa, Chordata, Lepidosauria, Squamata, Anolidae. Gene Ontology annotation, biological process: transmembrane transport.